Mauremys mutica (yellowpond turtle) is the source of this 5375-nucleotide messenger RNA. RefSeq names its product leucine rich repeat containing 8 VRAC subunit A (gene LRRC8A). Lineage: Eukaryota; Metazoa; Chordata; Testudines; Geoemydidae. Gene Ontology annotation, molecular function: protein binding. The record is from RefSeq and is a predicted model, not a curated record.
AGUGCCCCGCACAAAGAUGGCGCCGCCCCCGUUUAUCCCUCCUCCCCCGCCCAUACCUCGUUGAGGGAGCGCUGGAGGCGGCUAUGCCGGCUGGGUGAGGUCAGUUCCGGGGCGGAGCAGCCCGAGUGGUGCAGUCAGGGCCAAACAAAAGGAGCCCGAGCAAAGGGGACGAAGCCGGUCAGGCGCUGCCAGGGAAGCUGCUCCCAUGGCGCUUGGGGAAUGCAGUGUUUCUGUGCUCUGUCAGGAUCCAGCACAUACGGACAUCAUCCUCUUCCAGCACAGAGAAUUGAAGUGCAGAUAGCAGAAUCCAGCCACAGGGUGAACCAUGAUUCCUGUCACUGAACUGCGCUAUUUUGCUGAUACCCAGCCAGCAUACCGCAUCCUGAAACCAUGGUGGGAUGUCUUCACGGACUACAUUUCCAUAGUCAUGUUGAUGAUUGCAGUGUUUGGAGGGACGCUUCAGGUCACCCAGGACAAAAUGAUCUGCUUGCCCUGCAAAUGGGUUACCAAAGACUCCUGCAAUGUCUUCAAAGGUUGGACAGCUGCAACUCCAGACCCCACUUACUAUAACUCUAGUCUUGUCCCAUCUCAGGUCACUGGCCUAGGGAUCCGAUAUGACCUAGACCGGCACCAGUAUAACUAUGUGGAUGCAGUGUGCUAUGAGAAUCGCCUUCACUGGUUUGCCAAGUAUUUCCCUUACUUGGUGCUGCUACACACUCUGAUCUUCUUGGCUUGCAGCAAUUUCUGGUUCAAAUUCCCACGGACCAGCUCCACUGAGCAUUUUGUGUCUAUUCUGCUGAAAGUGUUUUGACUCCCCUGGACGACAAGAGCACUGUCUGAGACAGUGGUGGAGGAGAGUGAUCCCAAGCCUGCCUUUGGGAAGAUGAAUGGCUCCAUGGACAAGAAAUCUUCCACAGUCAGUGAGGAUGUGGAAGCCACUGUCCCAAUGCUACAGAGAACAAAGUCGCGGAUCGAGCAAGGGAUUGUAGAUCGCUCUGAGACGGGCGUCCUGGACAAGAAAGAAGGGGAACAGGCCAAAGCGCUUUUGAGAAAGUUAAAAAGUUUCCGCACACACGUGGAGGAGGGAGACAUAGUCUAUCGCCUCUACAUGAGACAAACCAUCAUCAAGGUGAUCAAGUUCUUGCUGAUCAUCUGCUACACUGUCUACUAUGUCAACAACAUCACAUUUGACAUUGACUGCAAGGUGGACAUUGAGAGCCUGACAGGUUAUCGCAUGUACCGCUGUGCUCACCCUCUUGCCACUCUCUUCAAAAUCCUAGCCUCUUUCUACAUUAGCCUGGUGAUCUUUUAUGGACUGAUCUGCAUGUACACACUCUGGUGGAUGCUGAGGCGAUCCCUCAAGAAAUAUUCCUUUGAGUCCAUCCGGGAGGAGAGCAGCUAUAGUGACAUCCCUGAUGUCAAGAAUGACUUUGCUUUCAUGCUGCACCUGAUCGACCAGUACGACCCCCUCUACUCCAAGCGAUUCGCUGUCUUUCUGUCUGAGGUGAGUGAGAACAAGCUGCGGCAGCUGAACCUCAACAAUGAGUGGACCUUGGAGAAACUGCGCCAGAGGAUCACAAAGAACUCCCAGGACAAGCUGGAGCUGCAUCUCUUCAUGCUGAGUGGCAUCCCCGACACAGUUUUUGACCUUAUUGAGUUGGAGGUGCUGAAGCUGGAGCUCAUCCCUGAUGUUACUAUCCCACCAAGCAUUGCCCAGCUCACCAGCCUUAAGGAGCUGUGGCUCUACCACACGGCUGCCAAAAUUGAGGCCCCAGCCCUUGCCUUCUUGAGGGAGAACCUGAAAUCUUUGCACAUUAAGUUCACAGACAUCAAGGAAAUCCCUCUGUGGAUUUAUAGCCUAAAGACCUUGGAGGAGCUCCACUUGACGAACCUGAGUGCAGAGAACAACCGUUACAUUGUGAUCGACGGACUGAGGGAAUUGAAGCGGCUCAAGGUACUGCGGCUAAAGAGCAACCUCACCAAGCUGCCACAGGUGGUGACGGAUGUUGGUGUGCACCUCCAGAAGCUCUCCAUCAACAACGAGGGUACCAAGCUCAUUGUCCUCAACAGCCUUAAGAAGAUGGUCAACCUGACAGAGCUGGAGCUGAUCCGCUGCGACCUGGAACGCAUCCCACACUCUAUCUUCAGUCUCCACAACCUCCAAGAGAUUGACCUGAAGGACAAUAACCUCAAGACCAUUGAGGAGAUCAUCAGCUUCCAGCACCUACACCGUCUCACUUGCCUUAAGCUGUGGUACAACCAUAUCGCCUACAUCCCCAUGCAGAUCGGCAACCUCACCAACUUGGAGCGCCUUUACCUUAACCGCAACAAGAUAGAGAAGAUACCCACCCAGCUUUUCUAUUGCCGGAAGCUGCGGUACUUGGAUCUCAGCCACAAUAACUUGACUUCCAUACCAGCAGACGUUGGGCUACUGCAGAACCUGCAGAACCUAGCUGUGACAGCCAACAGGAUUGAGAGUCUCCCACCUGAGCUCUUCCAGUGCAGGAAGCUGCGGACCUUGAACCUGGGAAACAAUGUGCUGCAAUCACUGCCAUCUCGGGUGGGCGAGCUGACCAACCUGUCCCAGAUAGAGCUGCGGGGGAACCGCCUGGAGUGCCUGCCGGUGGAACUGGGGGAGUGUCCUCUGCUGAAACGCAGUGGGCUGGUGGUGGAAGAGGACCUGUUCAACACCCUGCCUCUGGAGGUCAAGGAGCGGCUGUGGAGAGCGGACAAAGAGCAAGCCUGAGCUGCUGACAGGAAGGCAGGGAAACCUCUAGACAGGAAACAAAAGGCCAUUCCAUUCCAAUUCCAUCUCCCAACCGUCCCAGCCAACACCAGACUAGCUAAGGAGAUCCUUGAAUAACCAACACGACUGGGAACACGGCUGCUUGCUCCCUUGGAUGCAGGAUGGGGGAGGUUCGGGGUCAGGGUGAGGACCAAGGCAGAGUGGGUGGCUCCUCCGCAACAGACAGUGGGAACAAAAGAGAUGCUGCUGUUCUGCAAGAUGAGAAGUGGGAUGAUGCCAAAGCUGCCAUGGAGUUAACCAGAACCGCUGGUGGAGCCAACUUAGUUCAGGGUAACUGCCUCUGAAUAUAGGGGAGAGAAAUGUGCUGAUCCAGUUACUGCUGCAUCGCCCUAGAUAGGGCUCUUAUGUACAUCAGGGACUGAGGAUGUCUUAGAGUCAAAGGACAAAAGUCCAGGGAGCCUCUUUAAAUUCAAACUCUACUUUGCUGUGACACUUUGUAUAGUUCCACGCUAUUUGCUGAUUUAAUCAGUUUUGGGCUUCUCUUUGAGGGGAGGGGGGUGGCACGGCUUUUUUAUUUAUUUAUUUUUAUUUUUAAUUUUUAAAGAUGCUGGCGUUUUUUGGUAACUUUACCUCAAAGAUCAACUUGCAUUCAGGACUGGUUUUUUUGUUUAAUUUUUUUUUAACCCAGUUUCCAUCUGCUGACUUGAGGUUGCACAGUCUUUACAGAUUCCAGUCCUUUGUGCUGGCCAGUAGAUCGCAUGGCCUGCUUCCCUAGCCUAAAUUAGCUGUUCCAGAAUGCUACCUACAUUGGGCUGUCAGUAGGCUGAAUUCCAGUUAUAUUUAGUAAAUGGGACAGGAAGGAUGCAGCUCAAUGCAUGCGAUAAGACUUGGGUGGAAAGCAGUAAGACUGUUUCUGCCAGAACACUGAGGUACUUCAAGACUUUGGAUUUUAAAAAGUGUUUUAACUACUUUUUAAACCUUUUUUCCCCCUCAGCAUUUUGUCUGGGGCAUUAAAAAUACAAACACACUAUUAGCCAGUGUUAAGUAUAACUCAAAAUAGGGGAGAUGCUGCCUGUAGCAGAGAGGAAUAUUCCCUACCCUUGCUGUGGGGAGAUAUAUAAAAAUUUUUUUGAGGUUUUGCCAGCAUCUUUUAGAAGUACAAUCUACAAAGCUACUCUUUUUGUUCCAGUCUGUUCAGCUGUCGAUUAUAGCAGCUGUCAUUCUUGCUGCUCCUCUUGGCCUACAUGAUGACAAGAGGCUAAUACUGAUUGAACUUGGUGCUUGGGAUGGUAACCCUGUCCUUCUCUCUGCCCUACUGUUAAGGAAGAGUAUAAGAAUCCUCCCUGAACUGGGCUCCUCCAGCCCCCUGGGAGGGGAGGCCCCAUAGUGACAAGAGAGGAAUCUGUGUUGAAACAAGGCUAACUUGUGACUGUUCAACAAAUCCCCUUCUGCAUUUGCAGAGGCAGCCAUAGCUUAGUGAUAGCUACUCGUAAUCAUGUCCUCAAACCAGGGUGGUUAAAGUGUGGCUUACAUUUCUACCAGUCACCCCAAAGCCACCUUGUGUUCAUUAGAAGGGGAAGCCUAUGGACCCAACAGCUCCAGUAAGCAAUGCUCCACCUUGCCCAGCUGCUUGGAUCCUCCAAGACUGGAGCACUGCCUGCUGGGAUAUGUAGUAUUUGCAGGCAUUACCUACAUAUUAAAGGGGGGAGGGCGGGUGGGCAGGCACUGGGUUCCUGGCAAGCUGCCACUGAAGCCCUGAGUUGGGCAAAGCAUAGACACCCUCUGUCUCAGAUAUUCCGGGCAAUAACGAACACUACAGCUUCUCUUUCUGCAUCGGAUGUAAUACACACUAGAAAUGCUGGAACAAUCUGUUAACUAGGCUCUGGAUUUGUUGAUGCUCAGAUGUUUAAAUAAAGCUACAUUGAAAGCUAGGAAAACUUAGCUUGUUUAUAGAAAUGCUUCUAAGAAGGGUAUAAAGUCUGCCUCCCUUAGUCCAUUCAUCAUGAAAAGUCAAACAAUCCAAAGGGAUAACGCAAUCAACUCUUGUUUGCAUGUUUUCCUAGUUCCCCUCCUUUCCAGAGGAAAAAGUGCUGUAAAAGCUCUUCUGGAUGACAGGUUCACAUUUCUAACGUGAUUUUAGUGUGUGUUGAAAUUACAACAGAGAUGGGGCUAUUGGUGAAAGGAAGAUUUUUUUUUUAGCUAUUUCAUAAUGCACUGUAUCAGAGAUCAGACUGGGAUUUAGAAGUGUGAUGCUGAUGAUUUGCAGAGUGGGAUUUACCAAUCAUGCUAGGGUUUUGUAUUCACAAGGAGGGCAGCGAACCUGCUGGGGGGGACUUGAGACUGCUUACUCAGAAAAUUGAUCUGUUUCAAGAUACAGUACAAAUGCUGCUUUGAACUAACUCUCCAUAGUCAGAGUAAGGACCUUUCAGAUGUGGGAGGGAGUCUCUUUCCUACUCUGCUAGAUGAAAUCUGGUGUUUUGCAAUUCUUUACUGAGCCCUGAACCAGUUCUGGGACUGUAUGAUUAGGACCCAUCUACUCUACAGCAGUCAUGGUACCUGGUUACAAAACAACUUACUAGUUGUAGCAUGCACAGACCUAACUGGUCCUUGGACUGUGCGGAGUUAUAAC